UUUUUUCAAAAAUAAUGAACAAUAUGAAAUACACGUAAAAAAAUUAAAGGAGGUCAACGGUUUCAAAAGACAUAAUCUCAUGAUUAAGGGAAACUUGCGUAACGGUGAUGAUAGUGAUAAUAAUCCUUUGAUUUAUAUUAAUAAUCCCGUGGAAUCAAAAAUACCAAAAGCCUACUUAACUCUAGAAGAAUUCAAAGAGGUUUUGACUAACCGAAUUAAGCUACAACGAAAUGAAUUGACCACUAAAGAGAGUUUAUCGAUUGGAUUUAAUAAAGCAAAAAAUACUUCCAGUAACAUUUAUAAAGCAAAUUCAAUGAACAUUCUAUCAAAUGAUAUUUCUAAAGCUAACAAGAGGGCUAUAAGCACUUUGAGUACAAAGGAACCAAAGAUAACAAAUACUGUGGCCACCAGAAAUAUAAGCAUUAAUAUUGCAACGGAAAUAUCUAGAAUAUCCCGAACGUCGAAACAAGCUGUAACUGAAAAAUCGAUAAAGACAUAUUCUACUAAAAAAUUAGAUGAAAUUAAUGUAUCAAAAGAAAAUAUUGUACCCGAAAUUGAAAGUGCGAUACCAAAUAAUGUCACAGAACCUAAAAAUGAAUCAAUUAAUACACAUACAGCUGAUGUUAAGACAAAACUCGACGAAACAACGACGCAAAAAAUUAGUACAGAAAUCUCUGCAACCUUAAUGAACGGCGCCAAAAUACUUCGAAAUAUAGAGUUACCAAACGAUAAUAAAUUGAUAAACCAGACAACAAUACAAGCAGAUGUUGUUUUAACAACAACAUUUGGCAUGCGAAAUAAAGAACAUUCGACCGCUAUAAUGAAGUUUUCUGAUCAAAGCACAUCACACUUUAGAAAUGAAAUGGGUUCUAGUGGCUAUGAAAUGAUGUCUACUAAAGUAUUGCCUAGCAAGGUAGCCACUGAAGAAGUCGGUACAGUAAUAAUUAGGAAUAAGUUUAAGCCGAAAAGAAUGACGACACAAAAAGUUUCUUCCAAAGUUUCUAGAAAGAGGAGCACUUUAAGUAGACCACUUGUUUUCAUGGGCAGUUGA
Molecule: messenger RNA, 1051 nt
Organism: Pararge aegeria (speckled wood butterfly)
Lineage: Eukaryota; Metazoa; Arthropoda; Insecta; Lepidoptera; Nymphalidae
Exons: 2
Coding region: 80-1051 (323 amino acids)
Source: RefSeq, a predicted model, not a curated record